AUGCACGACAUCAUCGCCGCGCCGCUUGGCGCCCUGCCUGGCGCCGUUGACGCCAUUCUGCGACGCCCAGAGGAGCUGGACGAUGUCGAGGUUCAGAGCAUCUUCAAGGAGGCCUCUUUCAUUCUUCUUCGGGCAGAGGAGGCGCUGGCAUCGCGGGACCCGGAUGCGUUUUGUGUGCUUUUCAAGCUCUUCUCGGAGGGAUUCGCUCACGAUGAGAGUUCCUUUGGAAAAGGCAUAGAAACGUUUGGAGAAAAUGCUGCGCUUCUGCAAACCCUGCGUGACAUUUUUCGCGUGGCGGUGGAGCAGCGGGUGUUCUCUACGCAAAGCCUCGCCGUUGUCGAACUCGUGCAAGUAGUGGGGAGCCUCUGCGAUGGCAGUGCCAUUAAGGAUGUCUGUGGUGCGCUCUUCAUGGAGGGACUCGCGUACAUGCUGGAUGACAUGUACCGUCGCAGCGUCGAGGAGGCCCAUGCGAGUUUUUUGGCGCAGCGUGCCGCAGCAACGGCCCUCAUUAAUUUGGUGAAGGGCUCCAAGCAGAAUAAGCAGCGAAUUGGGUCGUGGAACUUCUUGGCGGACUGCUGUGCGCUGAGUGUGGACGUCUUCUUCCAACUGCAGUGCAUCGAGCUCUUGUUUCGUCUCUCGCGCCAUAACAAGUCCCUGCUGACGCAAAUUUGCAGCCGUCUCCGCCCGCGUGUGUUGGAGAAUAUCCGCCAGUUGCCGAACGACUCAACGCUGCUGGCAAAGAUGGUGGAGCUGCUGCACGACAUCAACGAAGCGAGGGAGGACAUCUUGUCAUUUCCGGUGAACCGGGUCGACGUGGCCCACACGACGAUCAUGGAGAACACUUUGUCGUACUUCACGAUGAACUACUUUGUUGUGCUGGUGACAUCAAGCAACGCCGACAACGUCACGAUCCCCUACCGCUCGAUUCGGUCGGUAACGCUCGGCAAGGAUGGCCGGGUUGUCUUUCGCCUGGAGGAGUUUCCGACGAAGCUCGGGGCGCUGUUGAGCCGUGCGGCGGGCGAGGACACCAUUGUGCUUUUCAUGACUGUGGAGCAGCUCUCCCUCUUCAAGGAGUCCCGCAUACGUUCGUGGAUCGUGUCCGCGUUGGAGUCCAGGAAGGGACGCAAGCGAAGCAGCACCCACGCCGCGAACGGGGCCGCGGCCGCGACGCCCCCGGCCUCGCACGACGCCCCCACGGAGGAAACUGCGAAGCGGCACCGGGCGGAUUCGCUGCAGCUGACGGGCGGCGACUCACAUGUGUUAGCCGUCUUCCAAAAGAUUAUCAAGGCGUCCGACGAUGACGCGAGUGCUGUGCUUGAAAAAAUGAAGCAACUUAUCAGCAGUAAAAAUGAGUCGAGACACCAGGAGGUUGCGGCCAUUCUCGAUGCCUCGAUGAAAGAAAUUCAGCGGAUGGUGGAUGAGGGGCAUGUGGCCACCGAUGGCGUCCGUGCAAAUAUUAGGGAGGACGUGGAAGGGAGCAUCCAGGGCAUAGAGCACCGACUUUUGACUUCCCAAGCAAAAGCCGCAGAGGUCGUCGAGAAGCUGAACCUCGCACUUCAAGAACUCAAGGCCAGCAAUACGGCCAUUCAUGAGCAGAUAGCGUGCAUAGAGAUUACGUUACAACAGUCACUGGAGGUUAGCCGCGAGGAGGAGGCGAAUGUGUGCAAGCUGCUGAAGACCGAGGGCGAGGAAAACACUGAACAAAUUGAGACCCUUCUUGACCGACAACUUAUGGGGCAAUCAGACCCAAUGAACGUGAUAUCUGAGUUUCUUAGAACCAGUGCCGCCGGAAGUGUCUUUUAG
This is a messenger RNA of Trypanosoma conorhini, 1803 nucleotides long. RefSeq lists its product as uncharacterized. The coding region runs from base 1 to 1803 and encodes 600 amino acids. The transcript has a single exon. The record is from RefSeq and is a predicted model, not a curated record. Lineage: Eukaryota; Euglenozoa; Kinetoplastea; Trypanosomatida; Trypanosomatidae.